ACGUAUCACAAUCGUGCGAUUAUUCCGUCUACCGAGCGGAGGACGUAGUCAAUGCCUCGACUCGCUUGCGUCAAACGCUGUGUUUGUUACUACUAGUCUGCAACGCGCCGUCACAACGAUCGGUCGUGUCCGUGCGCUCUAGAUAAAUUGAAUAGUAAAAUUGUCUUUGACUAGUGUGUUAGACGUUAGUUGUUAGUUAUUUAUUGCAUUCCUUAGUAAAAUUUUAAAUUUUGUUUAAGUUUAUUCUACGUUAAUCUCUCGUGUCCGUCGCGCUCGUUAUUUUUAAAUCGAGAAGCUUCAUGAACUGUGAUCUUGUUUUGGACCGUUUCGAACUCCAUUAAAACGGUGGAAUACAACGUCGCGAAGUAUAGAAAUGAGUGGAUUGACCAUAAGAGUAAAAAGGGGAUCGAGGGGUAGUGCUACACUUCUCGAGGCGGCCAACAGAAUUCUCAAACUACUCGGCGUGAGUUCCUCGAAGCGCGGGAAACAGCCCUCACCCAAAACGAAGGCUAACGAUCGAGCGGCGAGCGAGGUCCGGGCACCGAUAGCUACUGCUGAAACUGUCGUGGAGUCUCCUGUGAAGAUGCAAGCGUCCGCGCCCGUGUCCACCCCCACCUCCACACACUCGUCCACCCAGUCCAUCAAGCACUCCAAGAGAACCGCCAAGGAUUAUAUAUUUGGAAAACUCAUCGGCGACGGCUGCUACAGCACGGUGUUCCUAGCGAAAGACAUACACACUGGCAAGGAGUAUGCAAUUAAAGUCUGCGACAAGAGCCACAUCGUCCGCCACCAAAAAGUUCAAUACAUCAAACGCGAGAAGGAUGCAUUAAACAUGCUUUUUAAUGUGCCUCAUGGAUUCGUUAAGCUGUACUGCACCUUCCAAGAUGAGGAGAGGCUGUACUUCGUCCUGUCGUAUGCGAAGAAUGGAGAGCUAUUGCAUUACAUAAACAAGGAGGGAUCCUUUGAACUUAACGUAGCCAAAUUUUAUGCUGCCGAGUUGUUGCUAGCGUUAGAGAGUAUGCACGCGAAGGGAAUAAUUCACCGCGAUUUGAAACCAGAAAAUAUUUUGCUGGACGAAAACAUGCAUUUACAAAUCGCCGAUUUUGGUACCGUCAAGAUUAAGAACAAAGAAGAAAUUCGAUCGACGGAGGUGCCAGAAAAAACAAACAAGGGAUCAGAGGACGAAUCGAGCGAUGCUCCCAAUGAUCGCUCUAGAAAAAUUAGUUUCGUCGGUACUGCACAAUACGUCAGUCCGGAUUUGUUACAGAAUCGUGUGGACACACGAGCGUCUGAUUUAUGGGCUUUAGGUUGUAUUAUUUACCAGAUGAUCUCUGGCUUGCCGCCUUUCCGUGCUUCAACAGAGUUCCUUACGUUCCAAAAAAUACUCAAAAUGGACUACGAGUUUCCGGAGGGCUUCCCGAGUGACGCUAAGGAUUUAGUCGAAAAACUACUAGUGUUAGACCACACGAAGAGGCUCGGCGCCACCGACGGGGACACAUAUGACAGCAUACGCAAUCACCCGUUCUUCGAAGGGAUCGAUUGGGAUAACCUCUUCGAACAAACUCCACCUACCAUCAGCCCCUACCUGCCCGGUGGUACAUUCGAAGAGGAGUACACCGUUCCCGACCAUCUGGAGCCCGGCCUGGGCAAAAGUCAGCUGGUCCGCUUGUGGGAGUGGGACUUGUCUACUUCUAGAGGAAUCUUGAAUAUCAGCAAGGAGGAGAAACGACGUCGUCUCGAAGUCCAGGCGCGUGAAAACAAAUGGCACCAAUUUGUCGACGGCGAGCUCAUAUUGAAGCAGGGACUCGUGGAAAAGAGAAAGGGGCUUUUCGCGCGCCGGCGAAUGUUGCUCCUGACGACCGGCCCGCGUCUGUUCUACGUGGACCCACUCAACAUGGUCCUCAAGGGGGAGAUACCCUGGUCGUCGGAGUUGAGAGUCGAAGCCAAAAACUUUAGGAUAUUUUUAAUAUAUACGCCCAACCGCACCUACUACCUGGAAGACCCGGAGUCGUACGCGCUGGAGUGGACGCGCGUGAUCGACGAGGUGCGCAUCGGCACGUACGGACGGGACACUACUUAGGCGCAACGGCCGCGCUCGCUCGCGCCCUGUCUGCCGCUCUCCGCACGGCGAGUGCACACUUCUAGGAUAUAACUAGGCUUCUUUUUGAGCACGAAAUCAUCCAGAGGAAACAUUCACGAGCGCGAGUGAUUCGUGUCGGAUUACAUGAACGAUCGUCCGAGUCGGAGCCGCGCCCCCCGCGCCCGCGCCGUGAGAAGACGCGACGUCCCCGAUCGAUCAGUGUGUUGACGCUGAAUGACUGAUUCCUACUAGAUUUGUCCCAACUCUCUUAAAUUAUUUAUCUAAUUUAAGUUACAUAUUUAAUUGUGGAUAUUAUCGGUAAUAAUAUGUAAAUAUUUGUGGUAAUUUAUUAUUGAAAUUGUUUAGAUGUAACGUAUCGUAGGCAGUUCUCUUACCGCUGGCCUCGACGAUAAGGAUGGACUUGUUUACAGCCACCCGCGUGUUCACGUAGCCCGUUCCGGUUGGUAACUAGGAAAUUUGUAGCUAAAUGAAUAAUUAUUUAUUGUAUUUAAUUAUCGUUUGCCAACGGAAUGCGACUGUUGUACAGAUUUAAAACGUAGAAAAAUGCAUUCGGUCUAACGUUUCGUUCUUCUUUUCGCGUUAGCCGAUCGACAGUUGAAUCGUUCAUCGAGUUAGCGACGGCGGUGCGAGGAAAGGUGGAACGAACCGAAUUAGGAAGGAGAGAUUUCUCACUAGGAUUGGAGGAGUGCAGGCGUGAAUAUUCAUACUGUAAUGAUGGUAGAACGCUGCACUCGUAGGCAAUGAGCCCGCGACGGCAUAAAACCUAACUUAGCAAAGGUAUACGGAGUUCACCAAAGGUGAUAAGUAUAAUUAGUGACGAGUUGAGCAGGAGUAGCUAAAAUAGUAAUGAUUUGAUCAUACACUCGGUACAUUUUGUUUAAUGCAAAGCUUGUUGUAUAAAUUGUGUUCGCUUUGUAAUUUAAAUUUUAAUAUUGAUUAUGGAAAUAUUUGAUUAUGAAUGUGUAUUGAAUCCCCAAUGUCAUGGCUAUCAAUUUUAAUUUUAUGUAAAGCAGUCGAUUUUCUUGUUAAUGCCUAAACUUGCCUGCUUAGAACAUAGAAAUAUUGACUGCUUAAACCAACAUUAGAAAGUUCUGGUGUUUUAACUUGAGAAUAUUAUUUAAGUGUAUUGUAAUUUUGUUAAUUACUUGCAAUAUUGUGACUUGAUUUUAAAUCAUUGCUGUAUAACUUGAUUGGUACUCUUCCAUGACAUUGUUAUCAAUAAAUCUGCAUUUAAAAUUAAACUGUUAACUGUACUAGUUAUAUUUUAAAAUUUGUAUUGCAUAAAUUCCAAUACUACCUACAUAAGAGUAUGAGAAUAAAUGGAAGUUGAUUUUUUAA
Molecule: messenger RNA, 3439 nt
Organism: Aricia agestis (brown argus)
Lineage: Eukaryota; Metazoa; Arthropoda; Insecta; Lepidoptera; Lycaenidae
Gene: Pdk1
Product: 3-phosphoinositide-dependent protein kinase 1
Exons: 5
Coding region: 374-2080 (568 amino acids)
Biological process (GO): intracellular signal transduction; peptidyl-serine phosphorylation
Molecular function (GO): protein serine/threonine kinase activity; ATP binding
Source: RefSeq, a predicted model, not a curated record